AAAUAUAGAUCGUAUGGAUGUAAGAUUCUCCACGACUCCUUCCUUUGAUCCCUCCUCACCCUCUCCCUCGCUUCAUAUCCAUCACAACAUCCAAGAGACGAUGGCCCAAGCAGUAAGAGGACAAGACGAUGCAGAAUUUGGACAAGCUCAGCUCAUCCGGGAAGCAACCACUCAGAACGUGAACCCACAACAGGUGCUCGGCCAUGCAACCACCCAUGAUCAGCUGUGUGAUGCCAUGCAUGAGAAUCUGCUGAACACUGAGACUGAAUCGAAGACGGGGAGGACGAUCUCUGACCUGUCUCUGCAAGCGAGGGGAAGGUCUCUGAGCACCCCAAGUUCUGCCAAAUUCUGAGAUAUCCCAUCCAUGACAGAUCGAUCCAGGACUCGCAGCCGGCGUGCAGGAGAUGAUGCUACCUUAGCAGUAUAAACCUACCGACAAAUGUUUUGUAAUCUACCUUCGAUCUUGCAUUGUCACAUUGUGCUCUCGACUGUUGUCAUGAUCAUCAUGAGAUAAAAUCAAUCUGUUUUUGCAGUUCAUAAGUGACAGAAUAAUAAACACGAUGCUUUG
Messenger RNA from Musa acuminata subsp. malaccensis (wild Malaysian banana), 568 nucleotides. Lineage: Eukaryota; Viridiplantae; Streptophyta; Magnoliopsida; Zingiberales; Musaceae. The record is from RefSeq and is a predicted model, not a curated record.